This is a messenger RNA of Polychytrium aggregatum, 1499 nucleotides long. Its product is annotated as saccharopine dehydrogenase Lys3. Gene Ontology annotation, molecular function: saccharopine dehydrogenase (NAD+, L-lysine-forming) activity. The transcript is spliced from 5 exons. NCBI's taxonomy places the organism in Eukaryota, Fungi, Chytridiomycota, Chytridiomycetes, Polychytriales. The record is from RefSeq and is a predicted model, not a curated record. The coding region runs from base 207 to 1310 and encodes 367 amino acids. Gene Ontology annotation, cellular component: cytoplasm.
UCCAUCUCCAUCUCCAUCUCCAUCUCCGCUCUUGUUGGGCUCGUGUUCCCGGCUGCGCACUCCUAUCGCGCGCUGCGCAUCUCAUCUGGUCGCCGGCCGGCUCGAUAAAAGGCAUUGGCCGCUCCGGUUCCCAGCCACCGCCAGGAUUGCAUCUUUCGUUGCUUGCCAUCCGCCUGUCCGUCUCUUUCUGUUGAUAUCUGUCUGCCAUGGCCCCUCAUCUCUGGCUCCGCGCUGAAACCAAGAAGAACGAGCAGCGAACUGCUCUGACCCCCAAGGUCGCCAAGACCCUCGUUGACAACGGCUUCCAGGUCACCAUCGAGGAGCUGAAGAGCAGCGCCUUCAAUUCUUCCGAGUACACCAAGCUGGGCCUGACCGUUGUCCCCGCUGGCACCUGGCGCACCGCUCCCGCUGACGCCUAUAUUAUUGGCCUCAAGGAGCUGCCUGAGGGCGAUGACACCCCCUUGACCCACACCCACAUCUUCUUCGCCCACUGCUACAAGCAGCAGGCUGGCUGGAAAGAUGUGCUCUCGCGCUUCAAGCGUGGCAACGGUACCCUGCUCGAUCUCGAGUUCUUGAAAAACGACCAGGGUCGUCGUGUCGCUGCCUUUGGCUACCAUGCCGGCUUUGCCGGUGCUGCCCUUGGCAUCGAUCUGUGGACCCACAGAAUCCUUGAUGGUGACAAGCGCUUCCCCCGCGUCCGACCCUUUGACUGUGAGCUGGACCUCCUUGCCGAUGUCGCCGGCCGACUUCACCAUGCCAUGCUGAGGGCUCGCCGCUUCCCCAGGAUCAUUAUCACCGGUGCUCUCGGUCGCUGCGGUUCUGGCGCUGUCCAGUUUUGCCGUGAGCUUACCAUCCCUGAAGAAAACAUCAUUCGCUGGGAUAUGGCCGAGACCGCCAAGGGUGGACCCUUUGUCGAGAUCAUUGAGAAUGACGUCUUCGUCAACUGCAUCUAUCUCUCCGAGCCCAUUGCUCCUUUCCUGACCCUUGAAGAGCUCUCGCACCCCGAUCGUAAGCUUACGGCUGUCGUUGAUGUCUCGUGCGACACCACCAACCCGUACAACCCCAUCCCCAUCUACAACGAGUCCACCAGCUUUGACACCCCUGCCCUGGUCAUCAAGCACGGCAACGCCAAGCCGCUUGAUGUCGUUGCCAUCGACCACCUGCCAACCUUGUUGCCGCGUGAAGCCUCCGAGGUCUUCUCUGCCGAUCUGCUGCCCUCGCUGCUGCAGCUGGCCGAUCGCCAGAAUGCUCGUGUCUGGACGGACGCCGAGGACCUGUUCAAACAGAAGCUUACCGAGGCCGGUCUGUAAAUGCCUCCGAAAAUAGGCCGCUGCCUAUCUCUCCCCCUCCAUCGACUGGCAAGCUCUCAGUUUCCCAGGGCAUCAAAUUGCUUCGCCUGGACCGAUUACCCAAUAGAGGCCGCUUUCUCUCGUUGAUUCGUAGCAUUGCCUAUAUGCACCCUUUGAGCCAUCAAUACAGCGAUAUACUUUUGAUAAACA